AUGGCAAGGGAUCUGGGAAUGCUUCUCCAAAGACACGCGGAUAGACGAAAUAGGUCUCUGGUGAUACUGAGGCUUCUUAGGAAUUGGAAGAAAUAAGUAAUGUUUGGUAGCAAUUUGUAAUAAGGAAGUAAUCGUAUAAUAAACUACGUCCGUUUCUGAUUGUGUCCACUUUGUCAAGGAGUAGAAGUUUAAGAAUUGAAUGCUGUCCUGCAAACAACGUAACCUCAUCUCCUAUUUGACACGCCCUGUUGAGAAGCAGUCCUUUACCGCCUAAACUUCUUUUUCGAAAUUAUCAUUUCUUUUAUGAACUAAGAAUAACACUGCCUGCUCACUUCCACCGGGCUGUGAACAGUGACCUUAAUUCUUCCAAGCAACGAAGUGUAGAAACUAAGCUCUCAGACUCCUCAGUACCAUGACUCAAGCAGAAAUUAAGCUCUGUUCUUUGUUGCUGCAAGAGCAUUUUGGAGAGAUUGUAGAAAAAAUUGGAGUCCAUCUGAUAAGAACCGGCAGCCAGCCACUAAGAGUAAUUGCCCAUGACACAGGAACAUCACUGGAUCAGGUGAAAAAAGCCCUGUGUGUCCUCAUCCAACAUAACCUGGUGAGUUAUCAAGUGCACAAACGCGGUGUGGUGGAGUAUGAAGCCCAGUGCAGCCGGGUAUUGCGAAUGCUUAGAUAUCCCCGGUACAUCUAUACUACCAAAACUCUGUACAGUGACACUGGAGAACUGAUCGUUGAGGAGCUUCUGUUGAAUGGCAAACUGACAAUGUCAGCUGUUGUGAAGAAAGUGGCAGACCGGCUCACAGAGACCAUGGAGGAUGGCAAGACCAUGGACUAUGCUGAAGUAUCAAACACAUUUGUACGACUGGCAGACACACACUUUGUACAACGCUGCCCCUCAGUACCUACCACUGAGAAUUCAGACCCUGGGCCACCACCACCUGCCCCCACACUUGUCAUUAAUGAAAAGGACAUGUACCUGGUUCCUAAGCUGAGCUUGAUAGGAAAAGGUAAAAGGCGCAGAUCAUCUGAUGAAGAUGCUGCUGGGGAACCCAAGGCCAAGAGACCAAAACAUACUACAGAUAACAAGGAGCCCAUUCCAGAUGACGGGAUUUAUUGGCAGGUCAACCUUGACAGAUUCCACCAACACUUCCGUGACCAAGCCAUUGUGAGUGCAGUCGCUAACAGGAUGGACCAGACGAGCAGCGAGAUUGUACGAACCAUGCUCCGAAUGAGUGAGAUUACCACUUCCUCUAGUGCUCCCUUCACCCAACCAUUGUCUUCCAAUGAGAUCUUCAGAUCCCUACCUGUUGGCUAUAACAUCUCUAAGCAAGUUCUUGAUCAGUAUCUCACUCUGCUGGCAGAUGAUCCGCUAGAGUUUGUUGGAAAGUCUGGCGACAGUGGUGGAGGAAUGUAUGUCAUCAACCUCCAUAAGGCAUUAGCAUCCCUAGCCACAGCCACUCUGGAGUCUGUCGUACAGGAGAGAUUUGGGUCUCGCUGUGCUAGAAUAUUCCGUCUAGUUUUGCAGAAGAAACACCUAGAGCAGAAGCAAGUGGAAGACUUUGCAAUGAUUCCUGCCAAGGAGGCAAAGGAUAUGCUAUAUAAGAUGCUCUCAGAAAAUUUCAUGUCACUCCAGGAAAUUCCCAAAACACCAGACCAUGCCCCAUCCAGGACCUUCUAUUUAUAUACUGUGAACAUCCUGUCAGCUGCCCGAAUGUUGUUGCACAGGUGCUAUAAGAGCAUAGCCAACUUGAUAGAAAGGAGGCAAUUUGAAACCAAAGAGAAUAAGCGUCUACUAGAAAAAUCUCAGAGGGUAGAAGCCAUCAUUGCAUCUAUGCAGGCUACAGGUGCAGAGGAAGCACAGUUACAAGAAAUAGAGGAGAUGAUCACAGCUCCUGAACGUCAGCAGCUAGAGACCCUGAAACGUAAUGUCAACAAGUUGGAUGCCAGUGAGAUCCAGGUGGACGAAACCAUCUUCCUGCUGGAGUCUUACAUUGAGUGCACCAUGAAGAGACAGUGAUCCAGAAGCAUCUUCCUCAAAAGAUCUGGGGGGGUGGGGGGGAUGGAAAGCAAAAUAAAGGAAGUACCUGGAUGCAUUAUUUGCAGUGGGAUAAGUUGCAGAUUCUUCAACUAAACCCCCCUGUCUAUCCCCUGCAGCCCAGGAUACACCUAAAAGAAUUUGGCAUAUUUAGAUCCAUUGCUAUAAUCUCCCCUCAUCAAAUCUUGGCACUGGGUAGAACCUUAAAUCAACAGGAUUAAUCAUCCAUCAGAUGUAUCUGUAUCCAUAAAGAAGUUACCCACACCUAUGGUUACCUACAUCUCUGGCAGUAGGAAACUUCUUCCUAAGAAGUUAAUUUUAUUUUCAAAU
Messenger RNA from Chlorocebus sabaeus (green monkey), 2365 nucleotides. The record is from RefSeq and is a predicted model, not a curated record. NCBI's taxonomy places the organism in Eukaryota, Metazoa, Chordata, Mammalia, Primates, Cercopithecidae.